Messenger RNA from Cyanistes caeruleus (blue tit), 705 nucleotides. NCBI's taxonomy places the organism in Eukaryota, Metazoa, Chordata, Aves, Passeriformes, Paridae. The record is from RefSeq and is a predicted model, not a curated record.
CCUGUCCCUCCUGCUUGUCUCUUUGCACAGAGCCCAGAAGCAAGAGCAGUUUCAGCCCUGGCUCCCUCUGCUCCUGGAGAGGGAAGCAAAGAGGGGGAAACUGAGCAAGAGGAGCAGAAGAGUAGAGCUGUGCUCACCGAAGAGGUGGAGCCAUCCCAGACAUGCAUCAAGGCAGAGACACAAGCAGAGUUGCCUGAAGCUCAGGAUAACAUUGUGGUAGUGAAGAGGAGGCACGAGGAAGACAUAAGAACCAUCCAAGAGAAGACAAGAGUUCAUCAGCAGAAGGGCAAUCAACAAAACCAGGAGAGUGAAAGAGUUGCAGCCACUCCAUUCACAAAACUUCCACUCUCUUGCUUUUUACAAUACAUCAAGGAAAAGCUGCAAUCCCGGCUGCAUGAAACCAAAGCUAAGUUCAACGCAAGGGAGAAGUUGAUGGAGGAAGAAAUGCAAACUAUCAGAGAGAAAUUUAGUCCCCUCCCUCAGACUCUACAGAAGCAAGUGGAAGUGUUGACAUCUCACCAGCCAGGUUGCGAAGGCAUCCAGCAAAUGAGUGGAGAUGAAGAGUCCCGAGGUGGAUGUGAGGCACAGGAACGGCCAAAAUCAGAGAAGGAGAGGGGUCAGCAUGUGUCAAAGAAGGUGCAGGAAAAGUGGACUCAGUGGGAGGAUGUAGAACAGUUGAACAAGGAAUUACAAGUGUGUCUGUAG